UAUGUAAAAAUUACUGAAUAAUUAGUAAUAAUGAAUACAAUAAUCGACCAUGCUCGGCGCUGGUGAACAUUUGGGUAUGACGAUCAGCUGUUCGACGCCAGACAAUAAACAGAUAAAAUAAACGGUAGAUGAACGUUUGCUGUGUGGCUGUGUGCUAGUGCUUGCAGACUGAGACUGAGGAGCGGAAUUGAUGCAGAUUGCCUCUACAGGUCUAGGAAGUAUGGCAUCAUCUGAUUUAUGCCCUGAUUGCAAAGAAGGAAAGCUGGUGGAGGAAUCCAUGGGUGCUGAAGAGACGAAGACGUGUACCAAUUGUGGUUACUCAACUCAAAGCACAAAUAUUGUAAUGCCCACAUCUGCAUUUCAAGAAGGAUUUGCUUUAUCGAUGGAAUGCAGUUUGGAACAAAAAUAUAAUUGCAAAGUUGAUUCAUCAUACAAGCAACCUUCAAAAAACAAAAAAGAAGUUUUGAACAGAAUGAAGUUAUAUUUGCAACAAUAUCCAGAUCAUGAUAAUUUAUUUGAAAUUAUUUCAACAAUGUAUUUAAAAGUUGUCACUGAACAAAAUCAUAUGCAUCGUAAAAUGCCAUUGAAGUAUGCACUCGCGGUUGCAUGCAUGGUGAUUGUGAUGAGAAAUCGUGGAAUUUCAGUUUUAAUACCAAAGCUUUGCGAUGAGUUUGAAAUUGAUGUAAGACGUGUAAUGCAGUUUAUAGCUGAGAUAAAACCAAAGUUUGAAAUUGAUAAUGUAAGUGAAGUAGAUAUGCAAACUUUUGUUGAUAAUCUCUUUGAACGCAAUGCAAGUUUGAAAGGAAGGACCUCUCUCAAAGAUUGUACGUUGAAGUUGGUGAAACUCUUCUAUGAUCUUCAUCUACAUUCAAGCAGACCUUUACUAGCGUCUGUUGCUCUGUAUUAUGCUAUACUUUCUGAAUCUCAUAUGGCGAAACAUGCAUUAACAGCUUCUGAAUAUUGCAGAAGAUAUAAUGUCAAUCGAACCACAAGCUUCCAGAAGAAUGUAACAUCAGCGAGAACAAAGUUAUUCCUGUUAGCUAAAAGGUUACCGUGGGCUCCAGCUUCUAUAAGUCAAUCCAAUUGUCAUCAUUACAUCAAAGAUAUUUUAAAAGCAAAGAACUCAUUAUCUGGAACCGAUUUCGGUUUAGAUGCUGAAAUACCUCUAGAAAAAAACUUGUUUAAACGAAAGCAAAGUAUGAUGACAAAUGAUUACGAAACGGCAUCAAAAUCUUGCAGAACACUUAUAACGGAACAGAAUGUGCUAGAACUACCGCCUGUUUCAAUAAAGAAUUUUGGGAAACGACCAAAAGUUGUUGAAACAGCUGAGCCUGUCAAUGUAUCAACAUCCGAAGUUAUAGGUGAAGAUGAAAUGUCAGAACGUGAACUGAAUGAUUAUAUUAGAAGUCCAGAAGAGAUUGAAGUAGCUAGGAAAAUACAGAAUUUGGUUUCAUGAAGUCUCUUUUUCGCUGAAACAAUAAUAAUAUUGUUUUGAGUUAUGAGCAGGAUUUUCGGGCACUUUAGGAGUAACAUACCAAUGAAUGUGGAUUUAUAGGACAUAUUUUGGCAUACUUACCACUGUAGCAACACAUAACGAACCAGAAAGAUAUCGCCACUCGUACAACCCCAAAUGUCCUAUGAAUCCAUGACUACAAAGAUGACUGAAAAUCAAACUUGUAACUCAAAUCAUCUCGUGCUUUAGUGUGGUAUGAAAAGUAAUGUUCACUGUGUAAUAAAUAACCCUAGUCGAUGAGUAAAA
Molecule: messenger RNA, 1759 nt
Organism: Styela clava
Lineage: Eukaryota; Metazoa; Chordata; Ascidiacea; Stolidobranchia; Styelidae
Product: transcription factor IIIB 50 kDa subunit-like
Source: RefSeq, a predicted model, not a curated record